Molecule: messenger RNA, 1410 nt
Organism: Colletes gigas
Lineage: Eukaryota; Metazoa; Arthropoda; Insecta; Hymenoptera; Colletidae
Product: lachesin-like
Exons: 8
Cellular component (GO): neuron projection
Source: RefSeq, a predicted model, not a curated record
AUGGAGGAAGAAAAGAAGAACGGGGCCAUUAAACCGAUAGGAGAUUACCAUAGGUAUAAAAAGAGCGAAAUAACGGGAUCUGAAAGGGACAGAGUACGCGAACGAACAGAGGAUGGUGAAGCGCUGACGCGUGCCCCUCGCCGGGGGUUAAUUUGCAAGGGGGAACGUAGUUUAAUAUAAAAUUAUCGCUUAAUUGUUCCAGUGACGGGGUUCGAGCCAGACUUCGUUCACCCGUUGCAGAACGUAACGAUCCCGCAGGGUCGAGACGCUUCCUUCACCUGCGUGGUGAACAACCUCGGUGGAUACCGGGUGAGUCCUUCCUCCUCCGCGAGCGGAGAUCACUCUGGCGGCGCCAAGGCCCGGGUGGCGUGGAUCAAGGCAGACACCAAGGCGGUCCUGGCGAUUCACGAGCACGUGAUCACGAACAACGGGCGUUUAUCAGUGACGCAUAAUGACUACAACACGUGGACGUUGAGCAUUCGCGGAGUGCGGCGCGACGAUCGGGGCAUUUAUAUGUGUCAGGUCAACACGGAUCCUAUGAAGAGCCAGAGCGCGUUUUUGGAAGUCGUGAUACCGCCAGAUAUAAUAUCCGAAGAAACCUCGAACGAUCUGAUGGUGCCCGAGGGUGGCUCUGCGAAAUUGGUGUGCAAGGCCCGCGGAUACCCAAAACCAGAGAUCAUUUGGAAACGAGAAGAUGGCGCUGACAUCAUUUCACGCGCCGGAGUCUCCGGUGGCAAAACAAAAAUAGCUGCCGCGGAGGGUGAAACGCUGACUUUGUCGAAAGUAACCAGAAGCGAGAUGGGCGCCUACCUAUGCAUCGCAAGUAACGGAGUACCACCAUCAGUCAGCAAACGGAUGAUGCUGCACGUGCACUUUCACCCGAUGGUUCAAGUACCGAACCAGCUAGUUGGCGCACCAACUGGAACCGACGUUACGCUGGUUUGCCUCGUGGAAGCUUCCCCAAAGGCCAUUAAUUAUUGGACACGCGAAUCAGGUGAAAUGAUAAUCACUAACAACAAGUACAACAUGUCGGAAAAGAAGACGUCGGUGUACAGCGUUCAAAUGCAAUUGAUUAUCCUGAAUCUGCAGAAGCAGGAUCUGGGUGGUUACAAAUGCAUCUCGAAGAAUUCGAUCGGUGACGCUGAGGGCAACAUUCGUCUUUACGACAUGGACCUGCCAGAGCACUCAAAGAAAGUGGGGGAUCAUCGAGGGGACGAUGACACCAACGAAUCGUUCGGUGACCGGGAUCACAGAUUGAAUCGUAUGUACCAGGGUCCUUUAAGGGAGCCGGGUUCCACUUUGGAGCCAUUUUUCGACGACAAUGGCGUAGCCGCGACGUCGAAUAGAAUUCUACCACCCGCCACAUGUAUCCUUCUGAUAGCAUCUUGCCAUCUGUUUGCUUUGACGUAA